This is a messenger RNA of Melopsittacus undulatus (budgerigar), 1461 nucleotides long. Its product is annotated as FA complementation group E. The coding region runs from base 109 to 1401 and encodes 430 amino acids. Gene Ontology annotation, cellular component: endoplasmic reticulum membrane. NCBI's taxonomy places the organism in Eukaryota, Metazoa, Chordata, Aves, Psittaciformes, Psittaculidae. The transcript has 15 exons. The record is from RefSeq and is a predicted model, not a curated record.
CCCACAGCCUCAUUGCUGCUCAUCUCCUGGGGCUGGAGAUCUCCCAGCAGGGUCUUGUUCAUCGCUGCAGAACAGGGGUGCUGGUCCCGGAGCCUCCGCGCUUCCCAGAUGAAGCCGCUCGCGGGGACCUCGCUGGGAGAGGAGGAAGAGGAGGCACAGGGGCACGUCCAGGGGUGCCGACGGCGGCAGCAGCGGAGGAUAAAGGGGCCCAGCCCCUCACCACAGAGGGAGCAGCAGGCAGAGCUGGCUGGGCUCCCUGUGUCUCCAGAUGAAGGGAGGAUGAGCAGUCCCCAGGAGCACUCAGAAGGGGUUUUGGCUGGGAGUGAGCAGAGCGUGGAGCACGUUGGUGAGGUACCGGGCACGGACAGGCAGGAGGUGGCUGUGCACACCAGGGACAGUGCUGGGGCCAAGGAAGAUGCAGAAACCCCAGAGGAGCUGCUGCUGAGUUUCCCCAGUGAGCUCGCGGUGCUGGAGAGACUCGGCUUGCAUGGGGUGCCUUUGACAGAGCAGGAUGUGGAGGCAGCCUUUGCCCACCUGGCCCUGGCUUUUCGCUGUGACGUGUUCACCCUGCAGCAGCGGGUGCAGGUGGAGAAACGGGCACGGGAUGCGGCAGAGGAAAACAUCCAGGAGGAGCUGGGGCAGUGCCAGGCUGCUCUGGAGAGGCUGGGUCCGUUCUGCACUGACAUGGGCUGCAGGGAGCAGCUGGAGCAGCUUCAGCACAGCCUGGCCGUGCUGGCGGCUGCUGUGGAGCGGGCAACCAGUGCUGCAGAGAAGCUGGGGGCUGUACAUCAGGAGGCCCGGAUGAGCCGCGCAGCAGAGGUGAUGGUGCAGCACGUGGAGAACCUGAAGCGGCACCACCUGCGGGAGCACACGGAGCUGGAGGAGAUGAAGCGCCUGAUCCAACAGAACUCCCGCAACCGGCAGCUGGCAGAGAGCCAGGAUGACGCGGAGCCACGGCUGAGGCCUCAUCCCCUGAUGCGAACUUUCCAGCAGGGGUCUGCCCGCCGCAGAGUCAGCAUUGCCGUCAUCCCCAAGCAGCUCUUGCCAGGUGCCAGCCCUGAGAGCCGAGUGGCACUGACCAGUGAGCUGGAGAGGGACGGGGCCCAGCGCUGGCGCAGCACCCAGAGGAGUGAGCUGGAGCCGCAGGGCCAGGGCAGUGCUGUGACCGGGGACCCAGCGCCUGAGGCACAAGACAAAGACUCAAGUGCAGGGAAUAAGGAGAUGGAGCAGCUUGGGCUGAUGUCCAAGGGGUCCCCAGAGGUGCUGUGGCGGCCGUGGCUCUUCCUCCCGCAGCACUACUGGGUUUUCUUCUGGCUGCUUCUGCUGAGCAUCGCCUUCCUCCUCCUCAUCCGUGCCCUGGAGCUGCAGCGGCUGCAGUCUGUGGCAUCGCCCAAGGCCUAAGCCUGAGGCGGGAGGGGGAGACCUUCAGUCUCCAUCAUUACUCCUUCCUCACACUGUAAA